Pogona vitticeps (central bearded dragon) is the source of this 1248-nucleotide messenger RNA. The record is from RefSeq and is a predicted model, not a curated record. Lineage: Eukaryota; Metazoa; Chordata; Lepidosauria; Squamata; Agamidae.
GGACGCGGCGAAGGCGAGGCCCAUGUGGGGGCGCCUUGAGGAGGGGACACCCAUAGGCAGCCAUAGGCAGAGGGCGACACGGAUGCGCCAUGAGAUCGGCCAAGGCCGGCCUGCAAGGGCUCUUCGCCGUGUACAAGCCCCCCGGCGUGUAUUGGAAGCAGGUGCGGGACGCGGUGGAGACCAACCUCCUCAAAGACUUGAAUAAAUUCAGGCGCCCGGCACCGAGGAAGCAUAUCUAUUUCUUACCCAGCACGGUGGAAGGAGCAGAUGGGAAGGAGCUGACAAUAACGGCUACUGAACAAUCGUCACUGGUUGACCAUCCAUUAGUGUCUGGACCCCUAUUCACUCACUGGAAAAUGGGAGUAGGUCAUCGUCUGGAUAAAAAGUCCUCCGGGGUAUUUGUCCUCGCAGCAGGCAAAGGCACCAAAAAGCUGGUGGACUGCCACAGUGCCCAUUUCACCAGGACCUACACGGUUCGUGGGCUGUUUGGCAAAGCCACCGAUGACUUCUCAGACACGGGCAAACUGAUUGAAAAGACCACCUUUGAGCACAUCACCCGGGAACAGCUGGAGCGCGUCCUUUCUGUUAUCCAAGGAUCUAAUCACAAAGCUUUGUUGCAGCUCUCGGCGCCCCUCUACUUCCUCCCACGACGCCACUACUGCCCGCCCCAAGAGCAUAAAGACCGAGAGGAGUCCCAGCCACUUAGUUACCUCAAGAGUCCUGCCAAGAAAUGGACUGUGGCCCAGUCCAUGGGCAGCGAUCAUGAGCAGCCCGUGUGGCGAGGGGUCUUGAUUGGCAUAAUCUGCAUGGCCUUCGUACUGUGGUGUAUGUUUCGUUCUCCGACAGAGCUUGACCAGAAGCUGGAAGAGCUCUUGAUGGGAAAGGAGCUAGAGGACUUCCCACCUAAGCAGGAGAAACCUUGACGAGACUUCCCUUUACUGCUGCAACUUGUCUUAAUCCAGUCUCUCUCUUUUUCUCUGGCUGAGAUCGCUGGAGACCUUUUUGUGCAAACUGGGAGAGGGUGGGGGAUGAGGAAAGAAGAGUAAAGCAAGGAAAUGACCUCUGAGCAGACACGGAAGAAUAUUUGCUCAGCAGGCAACACAAGGGUUCUGGCACGGUGGGAUGAGAUUCCACCCUUUUUUAAAAAAAAAAGAACAAAUCUGAAAACAGGAGACUCUGAAAAGAAGCCAACAAAAAUCCACCAAUCUCCAUUAUAACCAUUUUUGGUGGUGAUCAUUGGAUAAAAUG